This is a messenger RNA of Belonocnema kinseyi, 1029 nucleotides long. RefSeq lists its product as uncharacterized. Gene Ontology annotation, molecular function: nucleic acid binding. The transcript is spliced from 3 exons. The record is from RefSeq and is a predicted model, not a curated record. The coding region runs from base 1 to 1029 and encodes 342 amino acids. Lineage: Eukaryota; Metazoa; Arthropoda; Insecta; Hymenoptera; Cynipidae.
AUGGUAAACUUUUACAGAAUAGCUUUGCCUCAUGUCGCCGAAAUCCAGGCUCCUCUUAACAAGUAUCUACGCGAUAGUAAGAAAAAUGACAAAAGGGAAAUUCCGUGGAAUCCGGAAACGGAGGAUGCGUUCGAACAGGUUAAAAACAGCAUAGCUAAUGAUACACUCCUAUCACAUCCCGCUCAUGAAUCCAGUGGGGUACUGAUCACACCUCAGUCGCAAUUCGCUGCACCGGAUGGUCGUUUUCGACAUGUGCACAUCGACAUAAUCGGGCCGCUUCCGGAGAGCAAUGGUCAUAAGUAUUGUCUCACAAUAAUACACAGAUUCUCUCACUGGCCAGAGGCAGUUCCUCUCCUCAAUAACGAGGCAGUAUCUGUCUGCAGAGCCUUUGUAGAUCAAUGGGUUUCCAGGACAACUGCCUAUCGUCCCGCAUCCAACGGCAUGAUAGAAAGUUGGCAUAGGACCCUGAAAGCAGCCAUAAUGCGCCACGCGGAUAAUGAAUGGUCCAGGUCACUAUCUACCGUAAUGCUCGGUUUGAGGUCCAACGUUUUGGACGACGAUGCAUUUCCAGCAGAGUUCACGUUUGUGACAAUUCUCCGCAUCCCGGAAGAAUUCGUCUUAUUCGACGAUUUCACGUUGGAUCCGCAUAUCUUCCUGGAAGAAUUCCGCGAACAUAUACGCAAGCUUAAACCAAUUCCCGUGGCUCAGCAAUAUAAAAUAAAACCUUUUCUUUAUAAGGAACUCAAAUCUUGUCCUCGUGUCUUCCUACGCCUCGGCGCUAGGAAAUCUCUCGAACGGUCAUAUAGGGGCCCACACAAAAUCAUUAAUAGAACUUCGGAUAGGGUUUAUGAAAUAGAUGUAGAAGGCACACCUCGCCAAGUCUCGGUUGAUAAUAUUAGGUCUGCGUAUUUCACGCGCGACAUCGACCCGACCACUCUGUUAACCAACAACGCAAGUAACACUAGUAACGUAGUUCCACCACUUCGAACACACGCUCGUAAAAAUGUAACUUUCAAUAUACCCGAUUGA